UGCGAAUCCGAGAUGAACAAGAUCAAGGAUCUGCUCCAGGUGAGCUGCGUGGGCAAGGGGCUGCCCAGCAUCCCCGCCGGGCUGCCCAAGGACACGGGGAUCCUGCUGCUUGGCUCCAACUCCCUGGCCCGGGUGGCCAUGGCUUCCUUCCAGCACCUGCAGCAGCUGAGCGAGCUGGACCUGUCCAACAACAGCCUGGAAGCCCUGGAGGCCAGCGCACCGCUGCCCAAACUCCAGCAGCUGCUCCUGUCCCACAACAGCCUGGGGAGGCUGCCGGACUUCCGGGGACUGCCCGGCCUGAAGCGCCUGGCCCUGGGGCAUAACAACAUCUCCCGUGUGCCCGAGGGGGCCUUCCGCGACCUGGGGCAGCUGCGGGACCUGGAGCUCCAAGGCAACCGCCUGUGGCGCCUGCCCGCGGGAGCCUUCCAGGGCCUGGGGGAACUGAGGGACCUGGACCUGUCGGAGAACCUCCUGGAGGGGCUGCCCCCGGACCUGCUGGCGGAGCUGCCCAACCUGGAGAUCCUGCGGCUGGAAAGGAAC
This is a messenger RNA of Python bivittatus (Burmese python), 540 nucleotides long. The record is from RefSeq and is a predicted model, not a curated record. NCBI's taxonomy places the organism in Eukaryota, Metazoa, Chordata, Lepidosauria, Squamata, Pythonidae.